AUGUCUGGGACCAAUAGCUCCAGCCUGACACCAGGAACCUUCAUCUUGAAUGGUGUUCCUGGGUUGGAAGAAGCACACAUUUGGAUCUCGCUGCCAUUCUGUCUCCUGUAUACUACUGCUGUUGUGGGGAACUGUGGGCUCAUCUACCUCAUCGGCCAUGAGGAGGCCCUGCACCAGGCUAUGUACUACUUCCUGGCCCUGCUCUCCUUCACCGAUGUCACCUUGUGCACCACCACUGUACCAAAAAUGCUGUGCAUAUUCUGGCUCAACCUCAAGGAGAUCAACUUUCAUGCCCGUCUGGCCCAGAUGUUCUUUGUCCAUAUGUUGACUGGGAUGGAGUCUGGGGUGCUCAUGUUAAUGGCCUUGGAUCGCUAUGUGGCCAUCUGCUACCCUCUUCGAUAUUCUACCAUCCUGACCAACCCCGUCAUUGCUAAAGCUGGACUUGCCACUUUCUUGAGGAGCGUGAUGCUCAUCACCCCAUUCCCUUUCCUCACUAGGCGCCUGCCUUACUGCCAGGGAAACUUCAUUCCCCACACCUACUGUGACCACAUGUCUGUGGCCAAGGUAUCCUGUGGCAACGUGAACGUCAAUGCUGUUUAUGGGCUGAUGGUUGCUCUCCUCAUUGGGGUGUUUGACAUUUGCUGUAUCUCUGUGUCUUACACUAUGAUCUUGCGAGCAGUAGUGAGCCUGUCUUCAGCAGAUGCUCGCCACAAAGCCUUCAGCACCUGCACAGCUCAUAUCUGUGCCAUCAUAAUCACCUACGUCCCCGCUUUUUUCACUUUUUUCACGCAUCGUUUUGGAGGACACAAUAUACCCCAACACCUACACAUUAUUGUGGCCAACCUGUAUCUGAUACUGCCUCCCACUAUGAACCCAAUUAUUUACGGAGUCAAGACCAAGCAGAUUCGGGAAGGUGUAAUCAAGUUUUUACUUGGAGACAAAGCUGGCUUUAUUAAAACACAUUAA
Molecule: messenger RNA, 966 nt
Organism: Ochotona curzoniae (black-lipped pika)
Lineage: Eukaryota; Metazoa; Chordata; Mammalia; Lagomorpha; Ochotonidae
Product: olfactory receptor 52N2
Exons: 1
Coding region: 1-966 (321 amino acids)
Biological process (GO): G protein-coupled receptor signaling pathway
Cellular component (GO): membrane
Molecular function (GO): G protein-coupled receptor activity; olfactory receptor activity
Source: RefSeq, a predicted model, not a curated record